CAUAUUUAUUGUGUUUUCAGUUACUUUAUCAUGCAGUAGAUAUGAUCUCACAUGGGUUGGAGCAUGUGCAAAUCAUCAUAGAACUCUGUCAGCUAAAUAAAAGUUUUUCACCACUAUUAUCAUUCAACUCCGUGUCCAUGCUUCUUUGGAUAGUGAAGAGUGUGAUGAUACAAAUUAUAUUGAGCGUAACUUAUGAGCAAUUUUAUGCUGCCGUCGAAAAUGUGAAAGAUGCUUGUUCUGUCCACUUGAUGUCAAAUUGUUCAGGGGAAGAAAAACGUCUCUGUAAAAACGUGAAACGUUUGUGCCGAUCUUCGUUUGACAAGAUAAAUGCGUGGGGAUUGUUCUACGUGGACUCCAGACUACCACUCAGCCUUGUGGGACUCCUCACAAAUUAUACUGUAGUCCUGCUACAAUUCGCAUUUCUGUAAUUUUCAUAUAUCGUAGUGAUAUUUUAUAAAAUACUUAAGAUUGACUUUCAUUGAUUUUAAAAUAUUAAUAUGCUCCAAUAAACAUGUUUGAAAAAGUAACAUUAGCACUUGCUUGGAUCAAACACAAACCUCGGGCACACAAAUCCAUAGACGGAACCACAAGGUAUUUAUGAUACCAAAGUAAAACUUUAGUUGGUCCCUAAACCGGGCAUCCAAUUAUUUUGGGCAAUAUUUUUCUAAAGCUAUGAAAUGGAAUGUGUGCGGUUUGAAAACAUGUAAUUUCCAUGGAAACCAGUAACAUUACACCAAACUCGGAUGAUGUGUAAAAAGGCCCAUAAACAGACAAUUUUCGAAGUAAUGUAAUUUCAUAAUCAAACAAAUACUGGCUUUCAGUUUAUAUUUGAGUACAUUUUAGUUUAAGAUUCGAUCCUUAACAUUCAUAUCAUUACUUAAUUUGAACUGAUCGACAUCAGACACGUCAACGGCAUCAGACAUGUUUUCCAUACUUAAAACUUGCAAAAUCAAGAAAAGUGAUGGUGAUAUAGAAGCCAGACCAUCAAUAGUUACAAAUUUCAUCGACGAACAGUUACAUUCAAUACUGAGGC
Molecule: messenger RNA, 1033 nt
Organism: Trichoplusia ni (cabbage looper)
Lineage: Eukaryota; Metazoa; Arthropoda; Insecta; Lepidoptera; Noctuidae
Exons: 3
Coding region: 42-428 (128 amino acids)
Source: RefSeq, a predicted model, not a curated record